Molecule: messenger RNA, 1383 nt
Organism: Periconia digitata
Lineage: Eukaryota; Fungi; Ascomycota; Dothideomycetes; Pleosporales; Periconiaceae
Source: the annotation of a GenBank genome assembly
GAAGAGAUGGAUGACGAUGCGAGGAGGUUAGGGGAGAGGCUGUUAGGAGAAGUCGAGAGUGAGGGUCUGAGCGAGUUAUUCGCUUCAUUGCGGGAACUGUCACUCCCUCCAAACCACAUCCCAUCCAUCUUCGGAAUCCCCAAACUCGACGCCCUCCUCUCUCAACCGCAACAACACAGACUCCCUCCUCCAAACCCAGCACCACCAACAUCCUCACCGCACCAUCAUCAGCCCGGACAGGAAAUCAACCCACAACCCUCCUCACCUCCCCGACAUCCAACCAGCACCACCCAACCUCACCCCCUAACAAUCGACCUCAUCUCCCCACCCUACUCAACCCAUCCCUCAGGCAGCGGAAAAUCAACCCUAACCUCCCUCCUAAUCAUCUACGCCAUCCUCCCGCAAUCCCUCCUCGGCGUCCCUCUGAACGGCACCGCAAGCACGAUCAUCCUCUUCGACCCCCUCUCCCGUUUCCACACCCCCCGCCUCACCCAAUUCCUCCUGCACCACCUCACCACCGUCCUCUCCUCCCACAAUCACUCCCCCAACGCUCCACACGUCCGGAAAGAGAUCUUACAAUGCAUACGUACCGCACUAUCACGUGUGCUUAUCUUCCGACCCGCAGGAUGGACAGCGCUCCUAGCGACCCUAACCUCUUUAUCAUCGUCGCUGCUCGCCACCAACGACUCCCAAAGAGUAUUGCUAUCCUCGAACAGUAAGAUUCACGCAGUCAUCUUCGAAGACGUGCAUGCUUUCACGCCGCAUAUUCGCGCUGCAUCUAUACCUUCUGUAUCGGCGAAUCCUUCUCCGCUGGCCCUCCUUGCACCGUAUAUACGUACCUUGCAUGAGACGUUACGUCCUGAGGUGGUGGUGCUGACGUCGCUGUCUCCUACCCCGAUCUCGUCGAUACAGCAUGGUGGUGCGGUGGGGGCGAGUGUGAGUGGGGUGGCGGUUACGCGGGUUGCGGUGAGGAGGGUGGAAGUUACGAGGUUUGCGCCUGGGGUUAGUGUUGAGGAGGCCGAGGGGGAGAGGGGGAUGAGGUGGGAGGUUGUUAAAAGGGGGAGGUUUGAGGUUUGGAGGGUUGGUGGGAGUGGUGCUGCUGGAGAGGUGGUGCGGUUUAGGAUUGAGGGGACGGGGAAUGUGUGGUUUGAAGGGGAUGAUGGGGUGACGAAUGGAUGAGAGUGUGGGAUUGGGGAAGCGGAUAUCAGUCUUUUCUCCUUUCUUAUUUCCCUUCUUUCUCCUGCAGUUGUUGAGGAGGGGGAAAUAGUGUCUAGAUACCCAAUCAGAUUUUUUCUUUUGCUUCCAGUGAGUUUUCAUAUGGUUGUUUUGUAACAUGAUAUAUGAUACAGUAUUGAACAAGGCGUAGUAAACAAAGAAUAUGUA